Molecule: messenger RNA, 2144 nt
Organism: Triticum aestivum (bread wheat)
Lineage: Eukaryota; Viridiplantae; Streptophyta; Magnoliopsida; Poales; Poaceae
Product: F-box/WD-40 repeat-containing protein At5g21040
Exons: 2
Coding region: 248-1930 (560 amino acids)
Molecular function (GO): protein binding
Source: RefSeq, a predicted model, not a curated record
GGGAGCAAGGACAGGAUCCCGACCGUCAGUUCCCGUUCGAGCACGGGCGGUGCAGACGAAGCGUCCGUCUCUUUGGCUCCCUGCGGCCGCAGUUUUCCUUCCCAAAGGGGAAAAAAAGAGAGAGAGAAGAGGAGAAAGUCUGCAGAAAUCGAGAUCGGAGGCACAGCUCGAGGGAUUUGUAUUUGUAUUUGCCUGGGUUUGGGGGAAGGCUAGGGAAGUUCAUCACAAGAUAGGAUUUCAGAAUUUUAUGGACUUUGAUUGCAAUAAGGCAGGAGAGUCUUCAGCCAAGCAUUGUUUUAGCAUUUGCAACGAGGGCACACUCAUCCAGGCAAACACCUUAACUCAUUGUGGAAAGGCUAAAAAGUGGAAUAGCCUCAACAAGUUGAACAACCCGGAGUCAAGUCAUGGAUCACUUCCAAGGGUUACUGACCCCAAGGAAGAUGGUGAGACAGGAAAUGAUGGAACUGCCUCAGAGUGUAGCACUAUGUGCUUCACUGAUCUGCCGUCUGCAUUGGUCUGUGAAGUCCUUGCGCGCCUUGAUCCAAAGGGGCUUGGGGUUGUAUCUUGUGUCUCCACAGUUCUGCAGACCCUAGCCACAGAUCAUCAGGGAUGGAAGAAAUUCUACUGUGAGAGGUGGGGACUUCCGAAUGCUCCCAUCGGACCCCUAGUUCCAGGUGGAACCCCAGAUGGGAGGUCGUGGAAAGCAUUGUUUGUGGAUCGGGAGUUUCAAAGUAGAUCAUUCCUGGGAAGAUUUAGUGUGGAUGUUCUCCGCGGUCACAAUGAGGAUGUACGCACUGUGUACCUUCUGGCGUCAGCAAAUCUGAUAUUCACUGGUGGCCAUGAUUCUGUGGUUCGGAUGUGGAAUAUGGAGGAAGGUCUACUGAUUGAUGAGUCCCGCCCAUUUGGUUGCACUAUCCGGGCAAUUGCAGCUGACAGUAGGCUUUUGGUAACUGGAGGAUCCAAAGCCUUCAUUCAGUGUUGGAGGGCUAUUGAGGGGGCCUCGCACCUUUUCCACAUUUCUGGGAAUGGUACUAACCAGAAUUCUGAAUUUCGCCUAUGGGGGCAUGAAGGGCCUGUGACUUGUCUUUCCUUGGAUUCAACAAGGAUUUACAGUGGUUCUUGGGAUAUGACUGUUCGUGUUUGGGACAGAGCCGAGAUGAAGUGCGUGCAAAAGUUCAUGCAUGCUGACUGGGUUUUGGCCCUGGCUCCUCAUGGAAAUACUGUUGCCAGUACAGCUGGUAGAGACGCAUAUGUGUGGGAUAUCGGAAGUGGUGAAUUAACAACUAUAAUUUCCAAUGCCCAUGUUGGUAAUGCAUAUUCUGUAGCUCGAACACACCUGGCAGGUUUGCUGUUUACUGGAGGAGAGGAUGGGGCAAUUCGCUUGUUCGAUGUUUCUGAGAUAUCUGAUAAUGAGAAUAUUAAACCAGCUGCCACUUGGUUGCCGCAUUCUGGCCCUGUUCAUUCUCUUGCUUUUGAGUACCCAUGGCUUGUUUCUGCCUCUAGUGAUGGCAGGAUCGCACUAAUUGAUUUGAGGAAGAUCCUGACCCCCCUAAACUCAUCAAAGCGCCGAUUCAGGGUUAAGCCCUUCGAUCCAAGCACCGUAGAGCCUCCACAGCGAAUGCUUCAUGGCUUUGGAUGCUAUCUUUUCUCCAUCGGCAUCGGUGCAGAUAGAAUCAUAUGUGGAGGCGAGGAUGGCGCUGUCAGGGUCUGGAACUUCUCAGAAGCACUGGAGAUUGAGAAGAAGGCACAGGCUUUAAGGAGUCUGAGGCAGGAGAACCGCAUGAGGCGGAGGAAGGCACAAGUGGAGAUGAAUGCAAAUGGUAGAAGGGUUGACCAUUGCUCAGUAGCCAUGAAAAGGAACCCAUUGAAGGGUGAUAAGAGUGUCACCUGGCAAAUCAAGCGUCCCAUCGGUGACAAGGUCAAGUCUUAGAUUGGGUAUUUGUACCCUUCGUAAUAUAACAUUUUUCUUUUCCGAUUCCACCCAUAAGCUUGGUUUGCUACAUGUAGGUCAACAUUUGGCAUUUUCAUAUAUUCAACUUAUAUCUAGUGCACUGUGGUCGCAUUUAAUAUGUAUGCAAUUCUUAUUGACCUGGUGUACAUUGGGUCCAAUGGAAGAAAGUUUUCCAUACGUCCUUCUGUUUCCA